AUGCCUGGUACACAGCAUGGUAAUGCCGACGGUCUAUCAAGAUGUCCUAACCCAGCCGACUGUAGCUGCUCAGAGGGUGACAGUUUAGAAAGCCUGAAAUGCGGACCUUGUAUUAAGUGCAGAAAGAGAGCUGAGACUAUGGAAACUCAGGAAAACCUUAAUCAGGGGGUUGCUAUUCGUGUGACGACAAGAAAGCGUGACAGUUCUAAAAAUUUACCUGAAGGGACACAAUUGAUGUCAAAGUACAACUCAUCAAGACUACAAUGUCUCCAGAUGGAAGAUAAUGCCGGACAUUUGGGCAUUAAGAAGACCAAACACAGGGUAACACAACAAUUCUAUUGGUAUGAAAUGAAAGACUCAGUUAAAACGUUCAUUCUGUCUUGUGAGUCCUUUGCAGCUAACAAAACACCAAACAAGAAUCCUAAAGCCAAGUUGGGAAGCUGUCCCGUGGGUGCACCUUGGGAGCGACUGGGUGUUGAUUUCCUUGGUCCGCUACCAGUAACAAAACAAGGAAACCACUAUAUUAUGGCAUGCAUAGAUUAUUUCUCCAAAAAACCAGAACAACACCUAGAAAUCCUGAAGGCAAUGGCCUGGUUGAAAGAUUCAAGAUUCAACCGAACUCUUAUCCAGAUGAUUCGUGCUUAUAUUAUCAUGGGUGAUGAAUGGGAUAUUUACCUUAGUUGUGUUACUGCUGCUUAUCGUUCUACCCCUCAGGAGUCCACGGGGUUGACACCGAAUAUGCUGAUCUUUGGACAGGAGGUCCGCCUUCCCUCUGAGGUCAUUUACAGGCCUGAAACGUCAACAAAAGAAUUAACCUCAUCUUAUGGUAACUACGUUGAGGAAAUAAGAAGUCAACUUAAUAAAGCGCACGAAAUAUGUCGCAAAUAUUUGGGACGAGCAGCUGAACGCCAGAAAAACUUGUAUGACUCUAAGACAUGUAUGAACAGUUAUUCAGUUGGUGACGUAGUAUGGAAACUAAACGAGAACAUAUAUGUUGGAGAAUGUGCCAAACUACAACCUGUCUACAUAGGACCAUGUGUUGUGGUCAAAGUCCACAGUGACCUUGUCUUUGAGAUACAACUUGAUGCCCGUGGUCAGCGAAAAGUUGUAAAUCACAAUAAAUUACUGCCAUAUCGUGGAAGUCAGCCACCGAAGUGGGUUCAGAACAUUGAACAAAAAUUAAAGAAAAUUUAG
Molecule: messenger RNA, 1194 nt
Organism: Saccostrea cuccullata (small rock oyster)
Lineage: Eukaryota; Metazoa; Mollusca; Bivalvia; Ostreida; Ostreidae
Exons: 3
Coding region: 1-1194 (397 amino acids)
Molecular function (GO): nucleic acid binding
Source: RefSeq, a predicted model, not a curated record